GCCGGAGGGCAGGGGCCGCGCGAUGUCGCACGGAGCCGGGCUCGUCCGCACCACGUGCAGCAGCGGCGGCGGCCCGGGGGCAGGCGCGGGACAGCUGAGCGCGAGGCCCUCGGAGGGGCUGCUGGACCCCGUCUACCCCCGCACGUACUCGGCCCUGCUGAAGGUGGCGCAGAUGGUCACACUGCUGAUCGCCUUCAUCUGCGUGAGGAGCUCCGUGUGGUACAUCUCCAGUGCCUACAGCUACUUCCAAGUGGUCACCAUCUGCAACUUGAUAAUGAUCCUCGUCUUUUAUCUGGUGCACCUGUUCCGCCUCUACCGCUUGCUCACGUGCAUCAGCUGGCCCCUAUCGGAACUUCUGCACUAUUUGAUCAGUACCCUCCUCCUCCUGAUCGCCUCCAUUGUGGCAGCCUCCAAGAGUUACAGCCAGAGCGGGAUGGUAGCUGGAGCGAUCUUUGGUUUCGUGGCCACCUUCCUCUGCCUGGCGAGCAUCUGGAUGUCCUACAAGAUCUCAUGUGUGACCCAGUCAACGGAUGCAGCUGUGUGACGCCACCCCAGGCUGGCCCUGCUGAAGGCCCUGCAGACAGGAGGGUCAGUGGGCCAGCCCCCAUGAAGGGCUUUUGACCCUGAGCUCCUGUGCCAAAGCCCCGUCCACGCAGGAGGUUGUCCUGGGCUCCGGAGCCACGCCGAGCCCCUUUCCAGUCCUUGGAGAAUAGUCCUUCCCGCCUAGAAAAGAAGACCAGCCUCCAGGGAGAUCCGGUCUCCCUCCUGCUUUGGGAACCAACCGCCUCAGGGACCGAUGACCCCACUUAACACACGAAGGAGGGGUUUCUGGAAAUGCCUGCCUAAAUCUGCUUCUGCUUCACAUUCCUCAGGGGGAGUGAAGCCGCCUUAAGUCCCCUUAUAGAAACCAAGCCAUCUCCUAAUUUAUCUAGCUUGGAAAGCCCCUCUGGAAGAGACCCUCUUUCUUAAGUGAGGCACAUCUGCAGAGGCAGUCUGUGGUCAGCCUGCCCCAGAUCAGAGAUCCUGGCUCCUUUCGGGCCUCAGCCUUACUUCCCAUUGUGUGUGUGUCUGUGUGUUUGUGUGUGUGUCUGUGUGUCUGUGUAGGGGUGUGUGUGUGUUUUGUAAUAAAAUAAUUGACUUGGCCAGUUGCACAAGGAUUUCUCAUUAACCGAGGCUGUCAACCAGGAGUAGAGUGAUGGGGCCCACAGAGCUCAUGGGGAAGCCUGGGGGCCCCACCCGUGUGUGUGUGCACACCACCCCCUCCCCGGGGAAGGAGAACAGCAGAGGCAGAUUUGCAUAUUUUCAGAGUAAAUUAGUGGUGAAGGGUGGAAGCCAGUACUGUUCACACACAAACAGAAAGCAGUAUUCAAGAGCCACGCAAGCAGCCCUUUAAAAAAAAAAUAAGGUAGGAGAUUCUGGAACAUACUACAACAUGAGGAACCUCAAAGACAUGAUACUGAGUGAAAUAAGCCAGACAACCAAGGACAAGAACUGUCUGAUGCCAUUUACAGGAGGUUCCUAUAGAAGUUACAAGUCAGAGACAGAAUUGUGGCCAGGGACCGGGG
Messenger RNA from Lontra canadensis (Northern American river otter), 1565 nucleotides. It is a transcript of the gene CMTM7, whose product is annotated as CKLF like MARVEL transmembrane domain containing 7. The transcript has 5 exons. Lineage: Eukaryota; Metazoa; Chordata; Mammalia; Carnivora; Mustelidae. The coding region runs from base 23 to 544 and encodes 173 amino acids. Gene Ontology annotation, cellular component: membrane. The record is from RefSeq and is a predicted model, not a curated record.